This is a messenger RNA of Pezoporus flaviventris, 3055 nucleotides long. It is a transcript of the gene BTBD2, whose product is annotated as BTB domain containing 2. The transcript is spliced from 10 exons. Lineage: Eukaryota; Metazoa; Chordata; Aves; Psittaciformes; Psittacidae. The record is from RefSeq and is a predicted model, not a curated record. Gene Ontology annotation, molecular function: protein binding. Gene Ontology annotation, cellular component: cytosol; P-body. Bases 14 to 1780 code for a protein of 588 amino acids. Gene Ontology annotation, biological process: neurogenesis.
CGCUCUGUGCCCCAUGCGCCGCUGCUGCCCCGCUCUCUGCAUCAGCGCCGGCAGCCGCCCCGCCGCCGCCAUCGCCAUCGCCAUCGCCGCCCCGCUCCCGCCCGCCGCCGCCGUGUCCCGCCCGCCGCUGCUGGUGCUGGUGCUGCUGCAGCGCCGCCCCGCGCCGCCCGCUCCUGCGCCUCCGCCGCACAAGAUGGCGGCCGGUGGCAGCGGCGGGGGCCCCGGGGGCCUUUCCUCCUCCUGCCCGCAGCCGCCGCCGCCGCCGCCGGGCAACGGGGCCGCCGCCUCCGCCGCCGCCUGCACCAACGGCGCCCCCGCGUCGCCUCCCGGCCUCACCUACAACCAGUGCGGCGCUGCCAACCCGGCGGCCAGCGGCGGAGGCGCGGGGGGCCCCGCGGCGGCGGCGGCAGCGGGGGCGGCGGGGGCCGGCGGCGGCGGGGGGGCGGGCGGGCCCGGCGGGGCGCUGCAGCGGGAGCCCGUCUAUAACUGGCAGGCGACGAAGCCGACGGUGCAGGAGCGCUUCGCCUUCCUCUUCAACAACGAGGUGCUCAGCGACGUGCACUUCCUGGUGGGGAAGGGCCGCGGCUCGCAGCGCAUCCCCGCGCACAGGUUUGUGCUGGCCGUGGGCAGCGCAGUCUUCGAUGCGAUGUUUAAUGGUGGAAUGGCCACGACUUCUACAGAGAUUGAGCUGCCUGACGUGGAGCCUGCUGCCUUCCUCGCUCUGCUGAAAUUUCUUUAUUCAGACGAAGUUCAGAUCGGACCAGAGACUGUUAUGACAACGCUUUACACAGCUAAAAAAUAUGCAGUUCCAGCCCUGGAAGCUCACUGUGUGGAGUUCCUUAAAAAAAACCUCCGUGCAGACAACGCAUUUAUGCUGUUAACACAGGCAAGACUCUUUGAUGAGCCUCAGCUGGCCAGCCUUUGCCUGGAGAACAUAGACAAGAACACGUCGGAUGCCAUCAAUGCGGAGGGGUUUACAGACAUUGAUCUGGACACCCUGGUUGCGGUGCUGGAGAGGGAUACCCUGGGGAUCCGGGAGGUUCGUUUGUUUAACGCAGUGGUUCGCUGGUCGGAGGCCGAGUGUCAACGGCAGCAGCUUCAGGUGAUGCCAGAGAACAAGCGGAAAGUUCUGGGCAAAGCACUUUCUCUUAUCCGCUUCCCAUUGAUGACUAUUGAGGAGUUUGCAGCAGGGCCUGCCCAGUCGGGAAUCCUCACGGACCGGGAAGUGGUGAGCCUGUUCCUCCACUUCACAGUGAACCCAAAGCCCCGGGUGGAGUUCAUCGACCGGCCGCGCUGCUGCCUGCGGGGGAAGGAGUGCAGCAUCAGCCGUUUCCAGCAGGUGGAGAGCCGCUGGGGGUACAGUGGGACUAGUGACAGGAUAAGGUUCUCUGUAAACAAAAGGAUAUUUGUAGUUGGGUUUGGAUUAUACGGAUCCAUACAUGGGCCAACGGAUUACCAAGUAAAUAUACAGAUCAUCCACACUGACAGCAACACGGUGCUGGGGCAGAACGACACGGGGUUCAGCUGUGAUGGAUCAUCAAACACCUUCCGGGUCAUGUUCAAGGAGCCUGUUGAGAUUCUACCCAACGUCAACUACACAGCAUGUGCUACUCUAAAGGGUCCAGAUUCCCACUACGGCACCAAAGGACUGCGCAAGGUGAUCCACGAAUCGCCGACGACGGGAGCCAAGACCUGUUUCACGUUCUGCUACGCGGCUGGGAACAACAACGGCACCUCCGUGGAGGAUGGACAAAUCCCAGAGAUCAUCUUCUACACAUAGUGCAGCUGCGGAGCUGGCGCCGGACUCCUCUCUCCUCUUCCCCGUGACCUUCCAAACUAAAUUCCUGGCUGAGUUUGCCCACACCAAUUGGAGCCACACUAGCCAAAGGUCUCAGUAAAAUCAUUUCAAAGCUCAUGUUUUGCCUUGUGCUAGUGAUUCUGCUGCUAUCACGUACCAGACUAACUGGUACCCCAGUACCAUUUGUAGGUGUCCGUGGCUAGUCAUUCUUCACUUUCCUGGUUAACCCUAUCUAACAACGUGCGUUUUUUGGACUGUAACGAAUGUAGAUGCUUUUCCACCGGUCAGAAGCAUGGAAACGAGUGGCUCUGGUUGUGGUGAGACUUGCUGUGAGGAGAUAACCCUGCAGAAAGACACGCUCGAGGGCUGGGUGGCCCCGUCCUCGUCCCGCCAGCCGCCGCACGCAGGACGUUUCGGGAAGUGGCUUUUUCCCCGAGGCUUCGCUGUUCCAGCACUACAGGGUCUUGAGGGAGACCUCAGAACUGGAGAGACUGCGGCCUCCUCGUGCUCCUCUCCCUGCUCUGUGACAAUCCUUGCCCUUGGGGACGGAAGGCGUUGGGAGAUGUGUCUCUCGUGGGCCUGCGCGAGGGUUUAGGAUGGUUUUGAUAUGGCCAGUACUUAAAAAAAGAGAAGAAAACCAGAUGGGUCCAUGACUUCGUGAUUGAACCUGCCUCUGUGCAAUGCAAGCUUUGUGAGGUGCAUUCAUGGUCCGGGCACGCUCCUUGUCGAGAGGGAGGUGUCCUCUGGGAUGCUCAACGCUGCUCCUUUUCCCAAGGGUGAUGGGAACUUCACUGCUGGCACCCGAGAGCAGCGUCGGGGCCUUUUGUACCUCCGUGGCAAUAGUGGGAAUCGUUGGAAUGUGGCAGCCUUGCUCUUCCCGGGAACAGCUGCAGGUUCUCUUCCCAAAUCCCUCCUCCGGCCGUCGCCCAUGAGGUAGGUGUGGUGGCUUGAGGUGGGGAGGAGCAAACUGAACGCCGCCACCCGAGCAGCUUCUGUUCUUAACGGCUUUUACGCAGCUCAAUGCAAUCCUGGCUUCUGUAGAUAGGUGAAUGUAAUUCCGUGUUGGACAUGCCCGUGCCCAGAAGUAGGAGACAUCCUGUUGUACCACGUCACCUUCCGAGCGGAGCCGGGCCUGCCCCCGCUCCAGUGCUGUAUUGAUGAAUGUAUCGACGCUCUCGUUCCGUGUUCACACUCUGCUUUUGGCCAGCUUUGUGAUUUGUAAAUAGGAAAUCAAUAAAGACAUUCGGGUUGUCUUUA